AUGGCACUCAGCCUCUCUGCCACGUCCAUUCCCAACAACUGGCUCCCAGGCUACCCUGAGGUGGCCAUGAGCGGCAGGGCCCGCAAAGAGGCGGUGCAGGCCGCGGCCCGGGAACUGCUCAAGUUCGUCAACCGGAGCCCCUCUCCUUUUCACGCGGUGGCAGAGUGCCGCAGCCGCCUCCUCCAGGCCGGCUUCCGUGAACUCAAGGAGACUGAGAGCUGGGAUAUCAAGCCGGAGAGCAAGUACUUCCUGACCAGGAACUCCUCCACCAUCAUCGCAUUUGCUGUGGGGGGCGAGUACGUUCCCGGCAAUGGUUUCAGCCUCAUUGGGGCCCACACGGACAGCCCCUGCCUCCGGGUGAAGCGGCGGUCUCGCCGCAGCCAAGUGGGCUUCCAGCAGGUUGGUGUGGAGACCUAUGGUGGUGGCAUCUGGAGCACCUGGUUUGACCGUGACCUGACCUUGGCUGGACGUGUCAUAGUCAAGUGCCCUACUUCAGGCCAGCUGGAGCAGCGGCUGGUGCACGUGGACAGGCCCAUUCUUCGCAUUCCGCACCUGGCCAUCCAUCUGCAGAGAAAUGUCAAUGAGAACUUUGGGCCCAACAUGGAGAUGCACUUGGUCCCCAUUCUUGCCACAUCCAUCCAGGAGGAGCUGGAGAAGGGGACUCCGGAGCCAGGCCCCCUCAAUGCUGCAGAUGAGCGGCACCACUCGGUCCUCAUGUCCCUUCUCUGUGCCCAUCUGGGGCUGAGCCCCGAGGACAUCUUGGAGAUGGAACUGUGUCUCGCCGACACUCAACCUGCGGUCCUGGGUGGUGCCUACGAGGAGUUCAUCUUUGCCCCUCGGCUGGACAACCUGCACAGCUGCUUCUGUGCCCUGCAGGCCUUGAUUGAUUCCUGCUCAGCCCCUGCCUCCCUGGCCGCGGAUCCCCACGUGCGCAUGAUCGCCCUCUACGACAAUGAAGAGGUGGGGUCGGAGAGCGCGCAGGGCGCACAGUCACUGCUGACGGAGCUGGUGCUGCGGCGGAUCUCGGCUUCGUCCCAGCAUCUGACGGCCUUUGAGGAAGCCAUCCCCAAAUCCUACAUGAUCAGUGCAGACAUGGCCCAUGCCGUGCACCCCAACUACCUGGACAAGCAUGAGGAGAACCACAGGCCCUUAUUCCACAAGGGCCCUGUGAUCAAGGUGAACAGCAAGCAACGCUACGCCUCGAAUGCAGUUUCAGAGGCCCUGAUCCGAGAGGUGGCCAGCAGUGUCGGGGUGCCCCUCCAGGAUCUCAUGGUCCGGAAUGACUCACCUUGUGGCACCACCAUUGGACCUAUCUUGGCUUCUCGGCUAGGUCUGCGGGUGCUGGAUUUGGGCAGCCCCCAGCUGGCCAUGCACUCCAUCCGGGAGACAGCCUGCACCACAGGAGUACUCCAGACCCUCACUCUCUUUAAGGGCUUCUUUGAGCUGUUCCCUUCUCUGAGCCGUAACCUCCUGGUAGACUGA
Messenger RNA from Rangifer tarandus platyrhynchus (Svalbard reindeer), 1482 nucleotides. The record is from the annotation of a GenBank genome assembly. Lineage: Eukaryota; Metazoa; Chordata; Mammalia; Artiodactyla; Cervidae.